Messenger RNA from Arvicola amphibius (Eurasian water vole), 1707 nucleotides. RefSeq names its product keratin, type II cytoskeletal 6A. Gene Ontology annotation, cellular component: keratin filament. The record is from RefSeq and is a predicted model, not a curated record. Gene Ontology annotation, molecular function: structural constituent of skin epidermis. Bases 1 to 1707 code for a protein of 568 amino acids. Gene Ontology annotation, biological process: intermediate filament organization; keratinization. NCBI's taxonomy places the organism in Eukaryota, Metazoa, Chordata, Mammalia, Rodentia, Cricetidae. The transcript is spliced from 9 exons.
AUGUCUAGCAAAACCACCAUCAGAAGUCAAACCAGCCACCGUGGCUUCAGUGCCGGCUCAGCCAGAGUGCCUGGGCUCAACCGCUCUGGCUUCAGCAGUGUGUCUGUGUGCCGCUCCCGGGGCAGCGGUGGCUCUGGGGCUGUAUGUGGAGGAGCUGGCUUUGGCAGCAGAAGCCUCUAUGGUGUGGGGAGCUCCAAGAGGAUCUCCAUCGGAGGGGGCAGCUGUGGCAUUGGUGGAGGCUAUGGCAGCCGAGUUGGAGGAGGCUUCGGCUUUGGAGGAGGAGCCGGCAGUGGAUUUGGUUUUGGUGGUGGAGCUGGCUUUGGUGGUGGCUACGGGGGCGCUGGUUUCCCUGUGUGCCCCCCUGGAGGCAUCCAAGAGGUCACCGUCAACCAGAGCCUCCUCACCCCUCUGAACCUGCAAAUAGACCCCACCAUCCAGCGGGUGAGGACUGAGGAGCGCGAACAGAUCAAGACCCUCAACAACAAGUUUGCCUCCUUCAUCGACAAGGUGCGCUUCCUGGAGCAGCAGAACAAGGUCCUGGACACCAAGUGGGCCCUGCUGCAGGAGCAGGGCACCAAGACCGUGAGGCAGAACCUGGAGCCUUUGUUUGAGCAGUACAUCAACAACCUCAGGAGGCAGCUGGACAGCAUCACUGGGGAGAGGGGCCGCCUAGAUGCAGAGCUGAGGAACAUGCAGGACACAGUGGAGGACUACAAGAACAAAUAUGAAGACGAAAUCAACAAGCGCACAGCAGCAGAGAAUGAAUUUGUGACCCUGAAGAAGGAUGUAGAUGCUGCCUACAUGAAUAAGGUUGAACUGCAAGCCAAGACAGACAGUCUGACAGAUGAGAUCAACUUCCUGAGAGUUCUCUACGAUGCAGAACUGUCUCAGAUGCAAACUCACAUCUCAGACACAUCUGUGGUCCUCUCCAUGGACAACAACCGCAGCCUGGAUCUGGACAGCAUCAUUGCUGAGGUCAAGGCCCAAUAUGAGGAGAUUGCUCAGAGGAGCCGUGCUGAAGCAGAGUCUUGGUACCAGACGAAAUAUGAGGAGCUGCAGGUCACAGCAGGCAGACAUGGGGACGACCUGCGCAACACCAAGCAGGAGAUCGCUGAGAUCAACCGCAUGAUCCAGAGGCUGAGAUCUGAGAUCGACCACGUCAAGAAGCAGUGUGCCAACCUUCAGACUGCCAUUGCUGAAGCUGAGCAGCGUGGGGAGAAUGCCCUCAAGGAUGCCAGGGGCAAGUUGGAAGGGCUGGAGGAUGCCCUGCAGAAGGCCAAGCAGGACAUGGCCAGGCUGCUGAAGGAGUACCAGGAGCUCAUGAAUGUCAAGCUGGCCCUUGAUGUGGAGAUCGCCACCUACAGGAAGCUGCUGGAAGGAGAGGAGUGCAGGUUGAAUGGUGAAGGCGUUGGACCCGUCAACAUCUGUAAGUACACUGCUUUGUCCACUGUCCUCUCUUCCCUCUUCACAGCUGUGGUGCAGUCCACCAUGUCCAGCGGCUAUGGCAGUGCAGGUGGUGCCAGCAGCGGCUUGGGCCUGGGAGGAGGCAGCAGCUACUCCUACAGCAGCAGCAGCCAUGGCCUUGGAGGUGGCUUCAGCUCUGGCAGUGGCAGAGGCAUCAGUGGUGGCCUGAGCUCCUCUGGUGGCAGCUCUUCCACCAUCAAGUACACCACCACCUCCUCCAGCAGGAAGAGCUACCGGCACUGA